AUUUGUUGAUCCCCUGCUACUAUACACGGAAGCCUGUUAAGCGAAAGGUUCUUCUAUUCCGUCCACAACCAUUUGCACCAUUUAAAGCAUUUGAGCAAAGUCUGAAGGUUGAGCAUAACGUGGCGGUUAUAUAAAGAUGGGUUCCGAGGGCUUUCUUGGAUUUGGUUUAAAUGAAGAAGAUGAUAAACUGCUAAAGCAGUUAUUGGAGUGUGAUUGCGGAAUGAAAACAAUACUAGCCUUUGUUAGUUCAAGAUUGCUUAGGCCACUGACUUCUUGGGAAAUCAAGAUACUUCGCAAUCAAGUUUUCCCUGGUUCCAAGAAACUCUCGGACGUACUGGAUGAAAUACGUAAAGAUUCUAUUGUGUUCGUGGAGCAGUGUGACGGUGAGAUUACUCAAGUCUCUUUGUCACACUAUGAGCAGAUCGAGUUAUAUAAGAGGUUCCCAGAAGUUCUUAGUUUCAGUGUCACCUACAACGCUUGUCUCGUUGGAUUUACUAUUUUCCAGGUAGCUGUAACAGAUGGUCUUCUAUGUACAAGACCCAUCAUGUUUUCAUUACAUUCCUCAGAACAAACAGAAGAUCUGUGCGUUUUGCUAAAGCAUUUCCGUGAAAUUUUUAAGGAUGUUAGCUCAACCCUAACAGUAGCUGUAGAUUGCCCAGUUUCUAAACCGGAGUUGGUGCAGGAAUUCUUUCCAACUUCAAGGAUUGUUUUGAGUUCGUCAUACGUUAGAAAGGUCUUUAAGAAAAAGUAGUUUAAAAGUCCCGUUGCAAAUAAAAUUUUUGCUGGGUUGACAUCUACGUUAUGUCCAAACAAAUUUAAAUCUGAUCUACAAAAUAUGAAGAAGUUAGAUUCGAAGGUUUAUGAUUACGUCAUUCAACAUUGGAUCCCUAUAAAAGAAAUGUGGGUGCCAGCGUUCUUACAAAAUGUUGUUACAUUAGGUACGAAAGUCAAUGGUGUAGUAAAAUGCGUUCAUCCGCAUAUACGAGAAGCACUUAAAGAAAAUGACUCACUGAAAGAUUGCUUGAUGGCUUUACAUAAGGAAGUUAGAAAAUACUGUAACCUCUUAGAAAAUGAGACUUCUUUUCGCCUUCUCAAACAUAAAAGGUUCAAUGUAGACGAAAAGUUACAUGAAUUUCUCAAUCAACUCACAGAUUAUGCUUCUGAUAAAACCUACAACGACAUCGUACGCGAAAGUGACAUCACCAUUGAACAAGUUGAGGACGAUUGCGUAUUUUGUUCAGAUGAUGGGAAUUCUUACAGAGUGGAUAGAAAUAAUGGCGUGUGUUCAUGUUCACUAAAUUCAGUUGAGUUGAUACCAUGCAGACAUCUCAUGAAAGUCCACUUUUCUAUCGGUUUGCAUACAGAUACCCGCGGUGGCUUAGAUCUCAUAAUCUUCAACCACUAUCAACUGCUUCGACGAGGGAUAAGCGAAUUGACGUCAAUAGUGCUAUGGCAAUGGUCAUUAGAAAACUAAAGAUGUUACAAGACCAGUGUUCACCGACUGUCGUUUUCGAAACUGUCAAUCGAAUAAAUGCCAUCAUCGGAAAAUCCACCACGGAAAAUUUAUGUAUAUCUCCCACCUUAUCAGAUUCCUUUUAAAUUAAAUACUAUCUACUUGUAACAUUUGGACGGCGCUUGAGUCAGUCAUUUGACCGAGUAAUAUUCAUUUCUCGUUCAUCUAAAAAUAUAUUUUUUUGCUGUAUAAACGAUAACUGCCUUUAAACUCACUAGUUUGCAAUUGACUAUGUAUUUGUUAAAUAUUUGAUCCACAAAAUGUACAGUAUUAAAGAUAAAAAUUUUGUUCAACUGAUACAUCACAUCAGGUAACGAUCUACUCAAGACGAGUUUUUCCACCAUAUAAAGGAAAAAGAAAUAAUUCGAACACUCCGACAACCAGGUAACAACUGUGUGAUUUUAAUAUUAUCAAUAAUAUUAUUCAUUUUUCUAUAUCUGUAAUAUAAAACAUCACAAACCUUGACAUCGAAUAAUGCCCGUUCACUUUAUGUAACUGUAUCUUCUGUCUUAGAAAUGAGUGUGUCAUAAAUCACUUCAGCGAGUGGCGUUUCAUAAGGCCACAAUCCACGAUAUCUAAAUGUAAACACAUGUCAUAUGAAUACCACAGGCAUUAUAUCUUUCAUGAAUAUUAACAAACAUAGUAUCGGAUAUAUCACACAAGUUUCUGGACUUUAAUGUCAUGUCAUUAGUACCAGAACAUACUGAAAAACGCACAACACAAAAUGGACCUGAAAAAAGGAUUACGAAACAAAACUUUUCCACAAUUAAUCACACCAUUUACCACCAACCUAAAAAACACAUAAAAAUAGGAAUAUUGCUGGAGAAGAAUUCCACAAUAAUUGAUGUUCCAUAGCACGAAGAACGUUCAUCUGCGUUGCUGUGUCUGCCUCUGUGAAAGGGUGCGCGCACACACACAGACGUACAUCCAGAUAGAUAGAGAGACGUCUGACAUUUGAUUGUUUAUUGCAGAGGAUGUUUGCUGUGAUGAUGAGUAGUCGAAUGUGUUGUGUGGUAGGUCAUUUCGAUGUCUGAGUGUGGUUGAUGAGUCAGUUUGCGAAUGGAUAUGGUGAGAGUGUUGUGUUGUGUUGUGUUGUUUGGUUUGUGAUCGUCUAGCGCGAUGUUGUUUGUAUGAUGUAGAGAGCAGUGUUGUUCGUAUGAUCAUGCGAUAGCUUGUGUCCGCGUGUAACAAUAUCAAUGUAAGCAUAUAUAUAUAUAUAUAUAUAUAUAUAUAUAUAUUUCUGUGACGAAUGCUGGUUGAAUGUGAUAACAUAAUUGUGGUGUGAGUUGUGAGUUGAGUUUUCGUUUAGAGAGUGUGUGUGUGUGUGUGUUGAGCAGUCGGUUGGUGUUUGCUAUGUGUGUUAUGUGGAUAAGAUUUCUCCCUGUCGUUCGUGUAUUGUAUUCGUAGGAACUGAUCUGUUCGUUUGGAGAUUGUGUUAUGUUAUGUCGGAGAGUGUGGUUGUGGUUAUGGUUGCGGGUGCUAGGAAGACGGACUGUUGAGAGAGUGUAUAAUGAGUUAUUUUGUUGAGUUGAAAAUGAAAUGUGGCAGUUGUGAUGUAUAUUUGUUUGGCGGUAUUUGUUUUUGAUAGUGGAGAAAGGCGUGACAAUGUACUGAAACGACGAAUGACUGUAUGACAAAUUGAUUGAUUGUGUAUGGUGACAAGGAUGUUUGAAGUUGUGUUUGGUGUUGUUUCUGUUGCAUCUGGUGGGAGUUUGUGUGUGUGUGUGUGUGUGUGAAGGUGUGUAUAUUUGCGACAUGUUGUCGGUGAAGGAAUACGAGGGAUUUGUUGUGUAUUGGAUUUAUUUGAUUGUACUGACUAUGGUUUAUGUUGAUGAGGUGUGUCGGAGACGUGGGUGACAGUCAUGAAUGUUGGGUUGUUGUGUGUUUUUGGGUGUUGGUGAAUAUUGGUGAUCGGUUUGAUGCGGCAUGGUAUGUGAGUGAGGUCGAUUGUAUAUGUAUAUAUAUAUAUAUAUAUAUGUAUAUAUGUGUGUGUGUGUGUCUGUUGUUGGUUUGUUGAGUGUUUGAAUUUGUCUGUUAGUCGAGGUGAUUGUUGUGCAAGAGCUCCACAUUCCUAGUUGUUGUUCCAUGGAAUACUAAUGACCUUGCGAAAUGAAUGUUCAUCUGUGUUGUUGUGUCUGCCUCUGUGAAAGGGUGCGCGCACACACACAGACGUACAUCCAGAUAGAUAGAGAGACGUCUGACGUUUGAUUGUUUAUUGCAGAGGAUGUUUGCUGUGAUGAUGAGUGGUCGAAUGUGUUGUGUGGUAGGUCAUUUCGAUGUCUGAGUGUGGUUGAUGAGUCAGUUUGCGAAUGGAUAUGGUGAGAGUGUUGUGUUGUGUUGUGUUGUUUGGUUUGUGAUCGUCUAGCGCGAUGUUGUUUGUAUGAUGUAGAGAGCAGUGUUGUUCGUAUGAUCAUGCGAUAGCUUGUGUCCGCGUGUAACAAUAUCAAUGUAAGCAUAUAUAUAUAUAUAUAUAUUUCUGUGACGAAUGCUGGUUGAAUGUGAUAACAUAAUUGUGGUGUGAGUUGUGAGUUGAGUUUUCGUUUAGAGAGUGUGUGUGUGUGUGUGUUGAGCAGUCGGUUGGUGUUUGUUAUGUGUGUUAUGUGGAUAAGAUUUCUCCCUGUCGUUCGUGUAUUGUAUUCGUAGGAACUGAUCUGUUCGUUUGGAGAUUGUGUUAUGUUAUGUCGGAGAGUGUGGUUGUGGUUAUGGUUGCGGGUGCUAGGAAGACGGACUGUUGAGAGAGUGUAUAAUGAGUUAUUUUGUUGAGUUGAAAAUGAAAUGUGGCAGUUGUGAUGUAUAUUUGUUUGGCGGUAUUUGUUUUUGAUAGUGGAGAAAGGCGUGACAAUGUACUGAAACGACGAAUGACUGUAUGACAAAUUGAUUGAUUGUGUAUGGUGACAAGGAUGUUUGAAGUUGUGUUUGGUGUUGUUUCUGUUGCAUCUGGUGGGAGUUUGUGUGUGUGUGUGUGUGUGUGAAGGUGUGUAUAUUUGCGACAUGUUGUCGGUGAAGGAAUACGAGGGAUUUGUUGUGUAUUGGAUUUAUUUGAUUGUACUGACUAUGGUUUAUGUUGAUGAGGUGUGUCGGAGACGUGGGUGACAGUCAUGAAUGUUGGGUUGUUGUGUGUUUUGGGUGUUGGUGAAUAUUGGUGAUCGGUUUGAUGCGGCAUGGUAUGUGAGUGAGGUCGAUUGUAUAUGUAUAUAUAUAUAUAUAUAUAUGUAUAUAUGUGUGUGUGUGUGUCUGUUGUUGGUUUGUUGAGUGUUUGAAUUUGUCUGUUAGUCGAGGUGAUUGUUGUGCAAGAGCUCCACAUUCCUAGUUGUUGUUCCAUGGAAUACUAAUGACCUUGCGAAAUGAAUGUUCAUCUGUGUUGUUGUGUCUGCCUCUGUGAAAGGGUGCGCGCACACACACAGACGUACAUCCAGAUAGAUAGAGAGACGUCUGACGUUUGAUUGUUUAUUGCAGAGGAUGUUUGCUGUGAUGAUGAGUGGUCGAAUGUGUUGUGUGGUAGGUCAUUUCGAUGUCUGAGUGUGGUUGAUGAGUCAGUUUGCGAAUGGAUAUGGUGAGAGUGUUGUGUUGUGUUGUGUUGUUUGGUUUGUGAUCGUCUAGCGCGAUGUUGUUUGUAUGAUGUAGAGAGCAGUGUUGUUCGUAUGAUCAUGCGAUAGCUUGUGUCCGCGUGUAACAAUAUCAAUGUAAGCAUAUAUAUAUAUAUAUAUUUCUGUGACGAAUGCUGGUUGAAUGUGAUAACAUAAUUGUGGUGUGAGUUGUGAGUUGAGUUUUCGUUUAGAGAGUGUGUGUGUGUGUGUGUUGAGCAGUCGGUUGGUGUUUGCUAUGUGUGUUAUGUGGAUAAGAUUUCUCCCUGUCGUUCGUGUAUUGUAUUCGUAGGAACUGAUCUGUUCGUUUGGAGAUUGUGUUAUGUUAUGUCGGAGAGUGUGGUUGUGGUUAUGGUUGCGGGUGCUAGGAAGACGGACUGUUGAGAGAGUGUAUAAUGAGUUAUUUUGUUGAGUUGAAAAUGAAAUGUGGCAGUUGUGAUGUAUAUUUGUUUGGCGGUAUUUGUUUUUGAUAGUGGAGAAAGGCGUGACAAUGUACUGAAACGACGAAUGACUGUAUGACAAAUUGAUUGAUUGUGUAUGGUGACAAGGAUGUUUGAAGUUGUGUUUGGUGUUGUUUCUGUUGCAUCUGGUGGGAGUUGUGUGUGUGUGUGUGUGUGUGAAGGUGUGUAUAUUUGCGACAUGUUGUCGGUGAAGGAAUACGAGGGAUUUGUUGUGUAUUGGAUUUAUUUGAUUGUACUGACUAUGGUUUAUGUUGAUGAGGUGUGUCGGAGACGUGGGUGACAGUCAUGAAUGUUGGGUUGUUGUGUGUUUUUGGGUGUUGGUGAAUAUUGGUGAUCGGUUUGAUGCGGCAUGGUAUGUGAGUGAGGUCGAUUGUAUAUAUAUAUAUAUAUAUAUAUAUAUGUAUAUAUAUGUGUGUGUGUGUCUGUUGUUGGUUUGUUGAGUGUUUGAAUUUGUCUGUUAGUCGAGGUGAUUGUUGUGCAAGAGCUCCACAUUCCUAGUUGUUGUUCCAUGGAAUACUAAUGACCUUGCGAAAUGAAUGUUCAUCUGUGUUGUUGUGUCUGCCUCUGUGAAAGGGUGCGCGACACACACAGACGUACAUCCAGAUAGAUAGAGAGACGUCUGACGUUUGAUUGUUUAUUGCAGAGGAUGUUUGCUGUGAUGAUGAGUGGUCGAAUGUGUUGUGUGGUAGGUCAUUUCGAUGUCUGAGUGUGGUUGAUGAGUCAGUUUGCGAAUGGAUAUGGUGAGAGUGUUGUGUUGUGUUGUGUUGUUUGGUUUGUGAUCGUCUAGCGCGAUGUUGUUUGUAUGAUGUAGAGAGCAGUGUUGUUCGUAUGAUCAUGCGAUAGCUUGUGUCCGCGUGUAACAAUAUCAAUGUAAGCAUAUAUAUAUAUAUAUAUAUAUAUAUAUAUUUCUGUGACGAAUGCUGGUUGAAUGUGAUAACAUAAUUGUGGUGUGAGUUGUGAGUUGAGUUUUCGUUUAGAGAGUGUGUGUGUGUGUGUUGAGCAGUCGGUUGGUGUUUGCUAUGUGUGUUAUGUGGAUAAGAUUUCUCCCUGUCGUUCGUGUAUUGUAUUCGUAGGAACUGAUCUGUUCGUUUGGAGAUUGUGUUAUGUUAUGUCGGAGAGUGUGGUUGUGGUUAUGGUUGCGGGUGCUAGGAAGACGGACUGUUGAGAGAGUGUAUAAUGAGUUAUUUUGUUGAGUUGAAAAUGAAAUGUGGCAGUUGUGAUGUAUAUUUGUUUGGCGGUAUUUGUUUUUGAUAGUGGAGAAAGGCGUGACAAUGUACUGAAACGACGAAUGACUGUAUGACAAAUUGAUUGAUUGUGUAUGGUGACAAGGAUGUUUGAAGUUGUGUUUGGUGUUGUUUCUGUUGCAUCUGGUGGGAGUGUGUGUGUGUGUGUGUGUGUGUGUGAAGGUGUGUAUAUUUGCGACAUGUUGUCGGUGAAGGAAUACGAGGGAUUUGUUGUGUAUUGGAUUUAUUUGAUUGUACUGACUAUGGUUUAUGUUGAUGAGGUGUGUCGGAGACGUGGGUGACAGUCAUGAAUGUUGGGUUGUUGUGUGUUUUUGGGUGUUGGUGAAUAUUGGUGAUCGGUUUGAUGCGGCAUGGUAUGUGAGUGAGGUCGAUUGUAUAUGUAUAUAUAUAUAUAUGUAUAUGUAUAUAUGUGUGUGUGUGUGUCUGUUGUUGGUUUGUUGAGUGUUUGAAUUUGUCUGUUAGUCGAGGUGAUUGUUGUGCAAGAGCUCCACAUUCCUAGUUGUUGUUCCAUGGAAUACUAAUGACCUUGCGAAAUGAAUGUUCAUCUGUGUUGUUGUGUCUGCCUCUGUGAAAGGGUGCGCGCACACACACAGACGUACAUCCAGAUAGAUAGAGAGACGUCUGACGUUUGAUUGUUUAUUGCAGAGGAUGUUUGCUGUGAUGAUGAGUGGUCGAAUGUGUUGUGUGGUAGGUCAUUUCGAUGUCUGAGUGUGGUUGAUGAGUCAGUUUGCGAAUGGAUAUGGUGAGAGUGUUGUGUUGUGUUGUGUUGUUUGGUUUGUGAUCGUCUAGCGCGAUGUUGUUUGUAUGAUGUAGAGAGCAGUGUUGUUCGUAUGAUCAUGCGAUAGCUUGUGUCCGCGUGUAACAAUAUCAAUGUAAGCAUAUAUAUAUAUAUAUAUAUAUAUUUCUGUGACGAAUGCUGGUUGAAUGUGAUAACAUAAUUGUGGUGUGAGUUGUGAGUUGAGUUUUCGUUUAGAGUGUGUGUGUGUGUGUGUUGAGCAGUCGGUUGGUGUUUGCUAUGUGUGUUAUGUGGAUAAGAUUUCUCCCUGUCGUUCGUGUAUUGUAUUCGUAGGAACUGAUCUGUUCGUUUGGAGAUUGUGUUAUGUUAUGUCGGAGAGUGUGGUUGUGGUUAUGGUUGCGGGUGCUAGGAAGACGGACUGUUGAGAGAGUGUAUAAUGAGUUAUUUUGUUGAGUUGAAAAUGAAAUGUGGCAGUUGUGAUGUAUAUUUGUUUGGCGGUAUUUGUUUUUGAUAGUGGAGAAAGGCGUGACAAUGUACUGAAACGACGAAUGACUGUAUGACAAAUUGAUUGAUUGUGUAUGGUGACAAGGAUGUUUGAAGUUGUGUUUGGUGUUGUUUCUGUUGCAUCUGGUGGGAGUUUGUGUGUGUGUGUGAAGGUGUGUAUAUUUGCGACAUGUUGUCGGUGAAGGAAUACGAGGGAUUUGUUGUGUAUUGGAUUUAUUUGAUUGUAC
This is a messenger RNA of Schistosoma haematobium, 8269 nucleotides long. Its product is annotated as Zinc finger, SWIM-type containing 3. Gene Ontology annotation, molecular function: zinc ion binding. The transcript is spliced from 6 exons. Bases 836 to 1474 code for a protein of 212 amino acids. Lineage: Eukaryota; Metazoa; Platyhelminthes; Trematoda; Strigeidida; Schistosomatidae. The record is from RefSeq and is a predicted model, not a curated record.